Folsomia candida is the source of this 3605-nucleotide messenger RNA. It is a transcript of the gene Rrp5, whose product is annotated as protein RRP5 homolog. The record is from RefSeq and is a predicted model, not a curated record. Lineage: Eukaryota; Metazoa; Arthropoda; Collembola; Entomobryomorpha; Isotomidae. Gene Ontology annotation, cellular component: small-subunit processome; nucleolus. The coding region runs from base 142 to 3477 and encodes 1111 amino acids. Gene Ontology annotation, molecular function: RNA binding; protein binding. The transcript is spliced from 17 exons. Gene Ontology annotation, biological process: rRNA processing.
CCCACAAUGUGCUUGCCACAAGCAACAAUAUUUCAUCUCAUGUGUCCUGUCCACCGAGAUUAAUAUAAUUUGUAAUUUUGUAAUUGUCUUCUGAUUGUUGAUAAGAGAAAGUAAUUUUACGCAGUCAAUUUGUCUCCAAAAAUGACGGAAGAGGGAUUUCCUCGUGGUGGAAAAAAGAACAAGGCUGAAAAUAAGCGGAGCAACCCCGACACGGGAGAUGUUGGGGGAAAUAAAUCUAAAAAGAAGGACAAAUUCUCCUCGGAAAUCAAGAAGAACAACUUUCUCAGAUUGGAUAAGAAAUUGGAGCUACCCUCGAUAAGCUACGAUACUCUUGUUGAAGGAACGCUGUGUUUGGGCUGCGUCAGGAAGGUCCAAGAAAGUAACUUACUCAUAGGACUACCAGGAAUGACCGUAGGGACAGUUGACAUUCGAGAAAUUUCCAACCCAUACACCGAAGUCCUAGAAAAGCUGGAAAAGGAUCAAAAGAUUGAGGACGAUGAAAUAAUUUAUCCACUGGACACAAUGUUUAAGAUAGGAGAUGUGGUUGUGGUCAAAGUCAUGACCGUCAUUAUCAACGAUAAAGGAAAACAUCGUGUGACUUUAUCACUCAACCCUCAAGACAUCCACAAUGAUUGGAUGGCUACAGAUUUAAAUGAAAAUAUUGUUAUGACUGGCGCUGUAAAAAGUAAGGAAGACAAAGGGUACAUUAUUGAUAUGGGAAUUAAAGGUGUCAGUGCAUUUUUACCAAUGACAAGUGCGACAAUCACUGAGAAGAAACUUCAGAGACCACUGGGUAUUGGACAACUGAUUUCGGUUAAUAUUGUAAAUUGCCAGAUUAAAAGAUUAAUGGCCAAAUUGACAUUGAAUUCUGUGCCAUCCAAAGUCAAACAAGUCUGUCCCCCAGAAGGUGUUGCAGUAAAACUACUUCCUGGGAUGAAAGUUUCUUGUAUUGUUGUUGAGAAACGUGCAAGUGGUCUCAUGGUUUCAUUUUUGGAUUCUAUAAUUGGUCGAGUACACAACGACCACUUGGCUGAAAGGCACAGAGCUGAUGUCAGUGAUACUGUGUUUGGACGAAUUCUGUUUAUUCCUCCCUGGGACGUCGGUCCGUACCUGACGCUGGACGAAAUAAAGUGUUUUCCUUAUUCAGCUGAACCAAAUUCAAAUUAUUCUCAAAAGUUAGAACAAAGUGACUCUCGAAGGAGAAAGGGUUUUGUAACUAGUUUAGAGCCGAGAGGAGCCAAACUCCAACUUCAUGGCGGUGGCGUUGCACUUCUUAAACGACAACGAGCUUCUGACAAAUUGGACUACACCGACGAACAGUUUAAAAAAGACUUUAAGCUUCGAAGUGAACACGACGUUCGGGUACUCGAGUAUUCUUCAUUAGAUGGAAUGUUCAUAGUUUCAUGUCAAGAGCAUCUACUGGACCCUACAAAUGUGAUUGACAAAGAUGAACUUCAGCUCGGUACUGUUCACAAAGUUUUAGUGGUAUCGUAUAAUACAGGCGGAGCUGUUGUGAAAAUUGGGGAUGUUAAGGGCUUCAUCCCCUACAUGCACUUCAAGGAUAAAGUUCUUUCUCCUGCAUUUGUCCAGAAAAAGUACCCACCGGGCGAUUCAUUAUUGGCAAAAGUAUUCCAAAUUGACCUUUCAAGGAAUUCAGCUGUGUUUACUGCGAAAAAAACACUAAGGUUAAGCAAAGGAUUGGUAGCUUCGUCCUUCACAAACUUGGAACUUGGUUCGAAAGGUCAUGGUGUCGUCAGGUUCAUUGCUCCAAAGGGUGCAGGCCUUCGUGUCCAAAUGAUUGGCGGAUUGUUAGGUUUUGUACCGAAAGGAAAAAUUCCAACAAAGGAAACUGAAUUGGCCAUACCAUUAGAAAAUCGAUUCCCAAUUGGAUUCCCAGUAGAAUUUAAAGUUGUCGAAGUAGAUGAGCAAAAAGGAAGAGCUAUUCUUACGCUGGACAUGAAUUACGAAAUACCAGAAAAGAAACACCAGAGUAUCACUGAUAAAACUCAACGGAAACGCAAGGCAACGGAGGAAAGUGACGAGGCGUUAGUGCUUAUUUCACACAAAGACAAGACAAAAUCAGCAAAUGUACGUAAAAAAGUUGCUGACGAUGAGAAAGGCGAUGAUGAAGAAAUUCCCAUCCUAAUUCCUAUUUCUACCAAAAUCUCUGAAAAACGAAAGCGUAGUACUGAUGAAGGGAAACUAGUUUCAAAGAAAAAAAAGUUGUCCGAAACUAAGAACCCUGACAUUCCACCUGUCAUUCCUACUGAAAAUGAAGAAGACUGCUCAGCAGGUCCAUCGAAAAAACCGAAAAAUAAUACUAACGGCGAAAUGAGAGGCAAGUUAAAGGAGAUGGCCAACAAAGAAGUCCAAUCAUCGAAAGUAAAAAAAGAAAUUGUAGAUAGUGGAAUUGAUGGCGAGAGCCGCCCCGCCCUCAAGUUAUCAAACAAAACUUUUUGGGACGUUUUACCAUCAUCGUCUACAUCCACAAAUAAUGACGAUCAAGAAAAUCAGGAGGACGACGAUUCCGCGUCUACUGAUUCAAAUGGAGAUGUCGGAACUCAAAACAAGGUUGACAGUGCUGUGGAGGAAGCAAAACCGAAAAAUAAGGGUAAAUGUGACAAGGCUGACAAAAAGAGUCCAAAGGUCGAUGCGGAAACAGAUAGCAUGACAGAAAAAGAUCACGAACUUCGACUUAUUCAAAACUCAGGGGAUCCAAAACAUUGGAGAGAUUUUAAGGAUUUUGCAUUAAGAAACGGCGAUCCAGCCAAAGCGGUUAGUGUAAUUAAAAGGAUGAAGGAUAAAAUUCCCUUUAGGGACGAAAAUGGGAAACUGCUCUGCUGGAUGACAAUUCUUCAAAUUGAGACGCAAUAUGGAACUGAGGAAUCAAUUAAAGGCACCUUGGAGGAGGCAAUGAAGGUCAACGAUCCAGUCUCUGUUUUGGACAAAGUUGCCCAGUUCUACGAAUCUAUCGAUAAGAAAGACGAGGCAGAAGAACUACUCCGUUGCCGUCUCAAGAUGAAGCUGCAUGAAUCCGACUCUUGGAUAAAUCUGGGCUAUUUUCUGUACAAAAACAAGAAACACGAGGCAGCACGACUCCUUCUACCUUCUGCAUUACAACAAUUGCAGCAGAGCAAUCAAAUUUACGUGACUGCAAAAUUCGCAAAAUUUGAAGUAGAGCACGGAGACAUGGACAAGGGAAGAUCCAUGUUUCUCACAAUCUGUCUUCAACGCCCAAAAAGAAUUGAUUUAUGGCUUUUGUAUGCAAAUUCGCUGUAUAAAAUGAAACAGUUCCAAUUAGCCGGGGAUGCACUUCGCACAUCUCUCAGUUCCAAACAAUUGAGUCCCAAGGAAUCACGACCUCUGAUUAAACGUCUGGUAGAAAUCGAAAAGUUACACGGAACUCCAGAGUCGUUAUUAAAACUUAAAGCAGAUGCAGCAGACUAUCUGAAUAUUACAAGUGCGUCGUUGGCUUAGGAUUAGUCAACAUGACAUUUUUUUAGAUUUAUCUUUACAGCAUUUUUAAUUUGUUAAUUGUGACGAUAUUGAUGUUUGUAGUAUAGUAACCUUAUUGAAAUAAAUAGUUGACAUUGACAUACAAAUGA